AAGGUGUUGGUUUUUGUUUGACCAACUUUUUGUUGUGGUUGCUUAUUUCGUCCGUUUCCAUUUUUAUUCUUUUCAUCAUCAAUAUUAUUUGACUCACCCAUGUCCCAUUGUCACGUCACUCCCUGAUCUCCCACUCUCUUGCUCCCCUGCUGUGUGAAAUUCUGCUUUGAUAGUAAAAUUCUUUAAAACUGCCGCUCGCUACAAACAAAUUCACUCAAAUUCUUCCCACCACCAGCGACCAGCCAUAUACCAGUCCCCAGACUCAAGACGACCGACCCAAGCAAAAGCUAGCAAAGCAAUUUCAUAUCCACGGAACGGAUUAGAUUAGCGAUAGAUCUGUAGUUAGUUCGUGUAUCGUGUGUGCAGACAACAACAUCCAACAUCACCAAUCGCUCAUCAUCUCGCUCGGGCUAGAGAUUGCAUUUAUUAAAUGUAAAUCCACUCCGCAAGUGCCAUUUGGAACGUUUCUGUUUGUUAUGUGUUCAAUUUGUGUUGUUCUUGAAAAAUUAUAUCUAAUUCAAUAGUAAAAUUAAGUAACUUAACUUUUCUUGUGUUUGAUUUUCACUUUUGUUUCGAUUCGAGACAUCGCGUCUUUUAAGUAAGAAGACGUGAAAAGUGGUUUUUUGAAGCAAUGACUGUUCGUCACAGGUGCCACCGCCCCUAUUUAUGGAAUUUCGUUAAAUUUCUAGUGAUUCUCGUUAACCUUCCAUCGACAAUUCUGAGUGAAUUGAUUCCCGAUCUAGGACCGUAUCAGUAUCUAGGAUGUUACAGUGUCCGGACAGACCUGCUAAAGGAUUCGGUUUACGCUCGCAGCGCACAAACAUGCAUCGAGCUAUGCGAAAAUUCCAAUAUCCGGUACGCCAUACUUUCUGGCGAAAAGUGCUUCUGUGAUAAUAUUGCAAUCGAAAGCGAAAAAUUCGAUACGAAACUCUGUAAUGUAAGGUGCAGUGAUACGAAAUCCCAGUAUUGCGGAGGAGUUGACGCCCAUAGUUAUUAUUCAACUAAUAUCGAAGGACCACCUGAUAAUUUAAGAAUCUCCAAUACGACCGAAAAUAGCAUCCUUAUAACUUGGGAUCCACCAAACAAAGAGGACAAAGUUUCAGAAUUAAUAAUAAAAGGAACGGUGGUGCAUUCAUUUACCAGCUAUCCAUUCUUUCCCCAACCCGAAUUCAUUGUUCAAAGUACUGAAGAUCGUUUUGAGAUGACAGACCUUCAUCCGGCAACAAAAUAUAACAUAACAGUAUCUGCAAUAUGCGGAAAGUACGUUUGCGGCAGUCAUAAUCUAACAAGUACAACUGAAGUAGGCUCUCCCGAUCCAAUACCCGAGGAGCCCAAAAUAAUGAAUCGAACUGAUUCAGAAAUUGUCGUUAAUAUCAAUCCUUAUAAGAAUAAUAACGGACCGGUAACUAGUUACUUGGUGAUUGUGCAGAAAUUGGAUAGUUCACUGACUCAACCCUUUGACGAAGAGCUGCUGGGAAGCUAUGAACGAGCUCAGGAAGAUGGAACUUUGUAUUAUAUUGCCGGUGAAUUGGAAUACCAGAAUACUACCCAAGUUUUUGCAGUGGGAGAUAAUCAAACUUAUGGUGGCUAUUGGAAUGCACCCAUAAAUAAGGACGCACAUAUUCACAUAUCUCUUGGUGUAGUAAGCACUUUGAAUGGUAUAACGAAGAUGCGUUAUGCGAUAGCUUCACACGAACAGCAUGAACCCACGAAGUUCCAGUAUGCUGAUUUUGAACCGGGUCAAGAAUCGGUCCUAGCGCUAACAAUUAUUUGUAUCGUCUUUGCGGUAUUCCUCGCCUUAUCGAUAGUAAUAUUUUUCUAUCUGAAGCACGAGACAGCCCGACUGGAACGUCUUCCCAGCGAUACACACGAACUCACCUUACAAGGACCAAUGGAAAACGAUGGAUUUGUUGGAGAUGGAGGAAGAAAAGGGACAUUCAAAGAACAAUUGAACGCAUUGGUUGAGAAUGUCGAUAACACCCAAAGACUACCCCGAAAUGCUAUACGAAUGAAUAUCGAUGAUAUUAUUGCCGAUGGAAGAUUCGGUGAAGUUAUCACAGGGAAAUUGUACACAAGUACUGAGGCACACGAUUGUCAAGUUCACAUCAUAUCAGAUGACAUGAAUCAAGAAACUCAAUCUCAAUUUCUAAAAGACUUCGAAAAUAUAAUUCGCCUUAUGCCACAUGAGAAGUUUUUACACUUUUAUGGUAUCACUGCUUCUGUCGACUGGUUCUAUCUUAUAUUUGAAAAUAAUCAAAAAACGUUAAAAAGCAGACUCAUCGAAAGCCGAAUUCCACUUGCCAAUCAGAGUACAACGUUUUGUACACUUUCAGAAGAAUUCAUUCUUCAGUGGAUUUAUGAAAUAGCAAUGGCUAUGGAAUAUUUGGAAGUAAACAAGGUUGCACACAAACACUUAUGCUCCUACAGUGUCUAUGUUACAAACAUGAAUAAAAUAAAAGUAUCUCUCUUCGGACCAAUUACGUAUGCUGAAGAAAGUAAAAAAGUCGACAUAUCUCGAUGGUUGGCUCCGGAAGUUCUUCGAUUCCAACACUACUCCACCAAAUCGGAUAUUUGGUCUUUUGCGUGCUUAGCUUGGGAAUGCUGUACUCUCGGUGCUACACCCUACGCCAACAUCACCAGUCAAGAUCUAUUGCCACGCAUUAAAAACGGCCUGCGUCCCGAACAACCACCUUUUGUAUACAGCGAUUUAUAUCAACUAUUCCUUAACUGUUGGCAAUUGGAACCAAGUGACCGACCUGACUUUGAAGACGUGGCCUUUAAUGUCAGACAAGUUCUAACAUCACCUACUCAUGCAUUAUCAUUUAGACGGGACGACAGAGUAGCUCUACCAUAUUUUUUGCCUCUGCUCGAGAUGCACAACUAAAAGCGGUUAGUGAAUUUUAAUAAGAGAAGACAAAAGUUAAUAGUACAAGUUUUUUUAGAAAAUAAUUCUACUUUGUAUAAAAUGCUUUAAAAAUUUUAAUUUAAAAAGUAACAAAAAACAUUCCUUUAAUCGUGUUCAAAAAUUAAAAUAAAAAUACAUAAAGCUUUUACAGUAUUUUCUUCGACAACAUUCCAUUUUAUCAAUGUAUCAAAAUGAUAAUAAUUUAUUGUUAAAUACUUUAAAUUAAAUUUGCUUUAAAUUUUAAUUAUUUGUAGAUAUUAUUAAGAAAACUACCAAAUUCCAUAAGUCUUGAUGACCAAAUUAAAAGUGCCUUGAAUUGAAGUCUAUCAAAGAAUACACAACUAAUCAUUGAUAUUUUUGCCUUUUUUGUAAUUAUAAAAAAAAAAACAAGUUAGUUUGUAAGAAAAAAGAAAAUGAAAAACGGAAUCUACUUAUGAAUAAAGUUAAAACAUUUAAACUAA
This is a messenger RNA of Eupeodes corollae, 3366 nucleotides long. RefSeq names its product putative inactive tyrosine-protein kinase Wsck (gene Wsck). Gene Ontology annotation, biological process: protein phosphorylation. The transcript has 8 exons. Gene Ontology annotation, molecular function: protein binding; ATP binding; protein tyrosine kinase activity. The record is from RefSeq and is a predicted model, not a curated record. Lineage: Eukaryota; Metazoa; Arthropoda; Insecta; Diptera; Syrphidae. The coding region runs from base 632 to 2884 and encodes 750 amino acids.